AUGGGCAAACCAACCCCUCCGGCCUAUACACCCGGCGCCGGUAGCAGUGCCGACGCCGACCCUGACGCCUUGUCACUCCACACUCCCACCGGUGGUGUUAGCGACCCAGCCUUUCCUCUUGAUCUCGACGCUCCCGACCUGGGAACUGAUGACCUCCCACCUCUCUACUCUGAUAUCGACAAUGACGCUGGCAGCGGUGCCCCUCUUUUACCACCUGGAACUCAAUUCGGCCAGUCCGCCGACCUGGCACCCAAACAGGUUGACCAGAACACUGGAGUCGAGGUCUUUGUCACCUCGGUGUUCGAAGCCGACCCUAAGCUUCUAGAGAAACAGGUCAACAUCUCUGCUGCAAAGCCACCCAGGCCAUUCGUGAGAAUCCAUGGUACUCACCGGCAGAUGGUGGAGGAGAACGGCAAAAAGACUGAGAAAGCCGUGACCGACUUUGAAGUCUCUGUCGAACUCACGCCCUAUCUCUUCUCUGAUGUCGCCACUCAGCUCUCAUGGCGUGAGACACGCACCGUUGAGAAUAACGAAAAGACCUGUCGAGGCACUGUCUUCAGAAAAAGAGCUCCUGGAUACAAACAAGACAUCGAGAUUGGCACAGGCCCCAAACCUACCCUGGCUGAGUGGUGCCACCGUUACUGCGCCAGCCAUGCCACCGUCAAAUGCUUUGUCCUCCGCCGUCGUGUCGUUGGCUUUGACGAGGAGAAACUUCGAAGUCAGCUCGACGCUCUCGUCCGCAGCACCAACUACCGCGGCAGCGUCUGCAUCACCUUCCCGGUCAAGGACGAAUAUGUAUUCAUCUACAACGACUGCUGGAUCAACAGGUGGCGCCACACGAGCUGGAUCCGCUGGAUCUUCUAUCUCACCUUCCUGUGGAUCUUCUCCUGGCCAUUCUUAUACUUCUUCACCAAGACCUUUGAGGUUGUGACGGCCGAUUGGGACUUUUCCAGGCCGCAGGAAAAUGGCAGACUGGCCUAUGUCAGCAUGUCGGAGGAUCAUAUCUACAACACCUGGGCGAGGGCCAUCAGCCGUGCUGUUUUGGGGAAGAGGCAGACGUGUCUGGACCACAAUGAUCUUGUUGCGUCUCACACUGAUGGGCCAGAUGUUGUGGCUGACGUUAUGGACGCGGUCAAUGCUCCGAGCUUUGUGAGACGAGGUGUCACGGCCAUUGCGCAUGUCAACCGUCAGCUUGGAUGGGGUUCGGACUGGUCGUGA
Podospora pseudocomata is the source of this 1218-nucleotide messenger RNA. RefSeq lists its product as uncharacterized. NCBI's taxonomy places the organism in Eukaryota, Fungi, Ascomycota, Sordariomycetes, Sordariales, Podosporaceae. The record is from RefSeq and is a predicted model, not a curated record. Bases 1 to 1218 code for a protein of 405 amino acids. The transcript has a single exon.